UGGCUUGAACAUUUUUGACAGAGACAGUUUUUGUUAUUGAUGUUAAUAUCAUUUUGUCAAAGGAUAAUAAAAAAUAAAAAGUAAUUUAUCAUCAUCACACGACGAUAAAACAUGUUUAGGAGAAGUUCUAUCAAGUAUUUGGCAUCAAAAAUUUUACGACGAGGAUAUACUUUUUUCAUUGUAAUUUUAAUUGUGAUAUGCAUAAUAAGCGUUCCCAAAUAUCAAAACUACAGAGAAACACUUCGAAUUAAUGAAGAAGUCCUCCGAGAUCCAUCCUUUAUUACCAUUCAAUAUACUUUAGGAAGAUUAGGAAAUCAAAUGGGGACUUAUGCAGCAUUAUUUGGAUUAGCAGAUUUAAAUAACAGAACACCAUAUGGGUUUCACUAUGUGAUGAAUUACCUCAGGCCUUAUUUUCGUGUUACUGCUGGUGAAAUUUAUAAUGUCCCAAGUUAUAUGAAGAGAGAAUAUGCUUUAAGAACUUAUUUGUAUCCAGAAGAUAAACAUAUACCAGCCGACAGAAAUUUUCUAGGUGGAUAUCAGUAUCCUUAUUCUUAUACAUUUUUUCAUCAUGCUAGGCAUAAAAUAUUGAAAGAAUUUCAAUUUCAUGAUCAUAUCACGUCUUAUGCUUUUUCUAUUUUGAAAUCCUAUAAAGAAAAACGUCCAACAGCACUGUUGAUUGGUGUCCAUGUCAGAAGAUCAGAUUAUUGCUCAUGGUUAAGACAUUAUAAUGGAAGGGAAGUUGAUUUAAAGUAUUUCGAAAAAGCUAUGCUGUAUUUUAAGAGAAAAUACCACGAUGUUAUUUUUGUAGUAGUCAGUGACGAUAGGACAUGGUGUAGAAAAAAUUUGGGCCAUUUACCUGAUGUUGCUAUACCACCGGAACCUGAAAAACCUAUAUACGAUAUGGCUACUUUAGCUUUAUGUAAUCAUACCAUUAUGACUUAUGGAACAUUUGGAUUUUGGUCUGCAUAUUUGGCUGGUGGCGAAACUGUAUAUUUUGCUGAUUAUUUAGCACCAAAUUCGUCUUUUUUAUUGCAUCACAUGCCUUACAAUAAAACAUAUUUACCGAACUGGAUAGGUAUAUCUACUACAAAACCUGAUUAUUGGAACACUUUCAAUUUCGAUACAAAAACGAAGUUUUGCCCGUGAUAAAAGCUAAGCAGUGUAGAAGUAAUUUAAUUACAAAUUCUUACAAAUGUUUAAUUAUUAAUUCUUAAAAAUUUUUAACUGUGUGAACAAGAACUUAAUGGCCUAAAUAUAAAAUGCAAUGUUAGAAAGUCAGUUUAAUUUUACAUAUGGGUACCAAAGGAACGGCAAAGUGAAGAUGAAUUUCAAAGGGGAGUGACUAUUUGUAUAACGAAAACGUGACAUCACUAGUAACUAUGCUAAUCUAUAAAGAUAUAAAGUGUGUAUAUUUGAUGGGUUUGAUAUAUUUUAAAUUUAAUUUGUACAACCUAUUUAUUCUUAAUCUCAAAAUUCUUAGAAAUACAUUUGUUUUUUUUUUCACAUGAGAGCAUGUUUAAUAAUAAAACAAUUUAUAAAACAAGACCGCACAGGUCAAGGAGUAGAACGGAGAGAAAAUCCAGAUUGAAAAAGUUGUUGCCAAAAGACACGACACCAUCCCUCGCACAAAUACCUCUGCAGAAUUAAGCACAAUCCGAAUUUCAUUACACUGCACUGUAUUUUACUACAUAUAUGUAAAAUUUAGCUGAAUUUUUUUAAAAGAAUUUUUUCUCAUAACAUAUGUAAUUUUUCAUUACAAAUUUCAUUUGAUUAUAAGUUAUUUAUAUUGGAUUUCACCAAUGGAUCUCCGAAAUGGAUAUCCCUAAUUUUAAUAUACUUCAAUGGCAGCUGGAUGGCCGAGAAGUUAAAGAUAUCAGCCUACAGCUCUGAGGAACCUGGGAUAAAGUUCGGACGGAGAACCGCAGGAUAUUCUCAUGGACAGACUGUUCCGGAUAUGUCAGGGCCCGUUCUUCAUUUUGCUAGGCCCAUAAUGGGGAGGGCCCAUUGUGGAUCUAUCUGAACCCAUAGUGGGCUUAGAAAAGAGGCCCUCUUUUUCCUAUAGGGUAGAAAGAGCUGAAAAUGGAAAAAAAGGUUUUAAUUUGCUUCUGGAAUGCAGCUCACAUUUUAAAUCAUGAUUGUUCUAUAUACUGUAAUGUUAUACGAUAUAUUGUAUUUUGAUAUAUUUAUUGUAAUUUACAAUGAUUGAUAAU
This is a messenger RNA of Centruroides sculpturatus (bark scorpion), 2210 nucleotides long. RefSeq names its product galactoside 2-alpha-L-fucosyltransferase 2-like. Gene Ontology annotation, molecular function: galactoside 2-alpha-L-fucosyltransferase activity. The record is from RefSeq and is a predicted model, not a curated record. Gene Ontology annotation, biological process: carbohydrate metabolic process. The transcript has 2 exons. Lineage: Eukaryota; Metazoa; Arthropoda; Arachnida; Scorpiones; Buthidae. The coding region runs from base 112 to 1146 and encodes 344 amino acids. Gene Ontology annotation, cellular component: membrane.